Molecule: messenger RNA, 642 nt
Organism: Ananas comosus (pineapple)
Lineage: Eukaryota; Viridiplantae; Streptophyta; Magnoliopsida; Poales; Bromeliaceae
Exons: 1
Coding region: 1-642 (213 amino acids)
Cellular component (GO): nucleus; cytoplasm
Molecular function (GO): 3'-5' exonuclease activity; nucleic acid binding
Source: RefSeq, a predicted model, not a curated record
AUGCCGGGGACGUGCAAACCGAUCCGGAUAAACAGCGACACGACCUUGGCCGAGGUGAUCUUCGGCCGUUCCCGCCGCAUCUCGACGACCGUCACCCACUCCGCCCCCGUUGUCGCCGAAUGGAUCGACAAAACCAUCCAAGGCUGCAGCGGCGGCGGCCCCUGCCAACGCCACCUCGUCGGUCUGGAGGUCGCCUGCCAGCCGAACGGCAACAUCGUGCUCCUCCACCUCUGCGUCGGCAGCCGCUGCCUCAUCUACCAGCUGCUGCACCGCGACCCCGGCACCAGCCCACCUCGCGAGCUCUUCGCGUUCCUCGAUGAUGCCCGGUUCUGCUUCGCUGGGGCCGGCGUGGAUGUGGUGGCCUAUGGGCUGCAGAGGGAGCACGGUUUCUCGGUGAGGAACACGGUGGACCUCGGUGACAUGGCGGCGAGUAAGCUGGGACGGGAGGAGCUGCGGCGGGCCGGGCUGGAGCGACUGCUGAAGGAGGUGAUGCGGGUGGAGAUGGACAUGCCGGCGGAAGUGCAGAGGAGCGAGUGGUGGCGGCAAGAGCUGAGCGAGGAGCAGAUCUUCUACGCCUCCACCAUCGCCUUCGCCUCCUUCGAGCUCGGGAGGGUACUGCUAGGAGUUCCGUCCAUUUCUUGA